Molecule: messenger RNA, 1851 nt
Organism: Bipolaris oryzae ATCC 44560
Lineage: Eukaryota; Fungi; Ascomycota; Dothideomycetes; Pleosporales; Pleosporaceae
Exons: 4
Coding region: 1-1851 (616 amino acids)
Molecular function (GO): N,N-dimethylaniline monooxygenase activity; flavin adenine dinucleotide binding; NADP binding
Source: RefSeq, a predicted model, not a curated record
AUGGCACCAGAUCUCAAUGGUGUAGCCAACGGUGCGCGAUGGGACUACUCAACCCCGGGAUCAAGCGGAUAUAACGUUCCGGACAUCAUCUACAAUGACCCCUCAUCGCGAAAGUUAAGAGUCCUGACCAUUGGUGCUGGGUUGUCCGGCAUACAAUUGGCAUACCAAAUACAAAAGCACACGCAGAAUGUAGAACACGUAAUUUACGAGAAGAAUGCAGGCCUUGGAGGUACAUGGCUCGAGAAUAGAUAUCCAGGAUGCGCAUGCGACAUCCCCUCACAUGCCUACACCCUCAACUUUGCACUGAACCCGGACUGGCCCCGCUUCUUCUCCUACGCCCCUGAUAUCCUCAAGUAUCUCGAGAAAGUCUGCGAUGUCUUUGAUUUACGCAAGUACAUGACAUUCAACACUGAAGUGGUCCGUGCAGAGUGGCAGGACGAAGCUGGAAAGUGGAAAGUCACACUACGGCAGAAGAGCCCUUCGGGCGAGGAGCGAGAAUUCGAAGACGAAUGCGAUCUUUUGCUUUAUGCCUCGGGUCUCUUGAAUAACUACAAGUGGCCGGGUAUCAAGGGUAUCAAUAGCUUCAAGGGACGCAUAGCGCAUACAGCUGCUUGGCCACAGGACUACCAGGCCGAGCAGUGGAAAAACGAUCGCGUGGCGGUUAUAGGCUCUGGUGCUUCGUCGAUCCAGACUGUACCCACCAUGCAACCGCAUGUUAAGCACAUGGACGUUUUCGUCCGCACGGGCGUGUGGUUCGUCCAGAUUGCGAAUAACUUCGGUCAGAACAAGGAGUACUCGGAGGAAGAACGCGACGAAUUUCGACGGGACCCACGGAAGUUGGUGGCGCAUGCUAAGGAUAUUGAGAGUCAAGUGAAUGGGCUCUGGGGUACUUUUUAUACUGGUAAUCCGAUGCAGGCGCAGGUGCAGGAUGCUCUUCGCGAACGAAUGAAGGAGCAUAUCAAAGACGAGCGGUUGUUGCAGGGAUUUACGCCAAAAUUCGAGGUGGGGUGCCGCAGAAUCACACCAGGCGACCCCUACAUGAAAGCCAUCCAAGAACCCAACGUGGACGUACACUUCACCGCAGUCAACGAAAUCACCGAAAAUGGCGUCAUUGGCGCCGACGGCAUCGAGCGAGAAGUCGACACGAUAGUCUGCGCAACAGGCUUCGACGUAACCUACCGCCCGCGCUUCCCCAUCAUCGGCAAAAACGGCAUUGACCUCGCCGAAAAGUGGAAAGACGAACCAAAAGGCUAUCUCGGCCUCGCAUGUCCAGACUUCCCUAACUGGCUCACGUACAUCGGCCCUACCUGGCCCGUAGAAAACGGAUCAGUGACGGGCCCCUUACUCGCCGUGACAGAGUACACCGUGAAAAUCAUCAAGAAGAUGCAGCGCGACCACAUCAAGUCGUGGGUUCCCCGCCAAGACAUCACCGAUCAGUUCAACGAGCAUGCGCAAGAAUGGAUCAAGCAUACCGUCUGGAAAAGCGAGUGUCGCUCCUGGUACAAGAACAACGACACAGGCCGCGUCAACGCCGUGUGGCCCGGUUCAUCGAAUCAGUACGCCGAAGUCAUCGAGAUGCCGCGGUACGAGGACUUUGAGGUUGAGUAUUUGCAUAAGAACCCCUGGGCGCAUCUGGGUAUGGGGUAUGCGGUGUGCAAUGCAAAGUUUCCGGAUAGCGAUGUUAGUCCGUAUUUGCAGCUCGAGAAUAUUGAUCCCAAGUGGCUUAAGGCGAUUGGGUAUGAGGGGCUGGCGAAGGAGGUGGAAGAGGUGAGGAAGGAGAAGGAGGAGCCGGCUGUGGAGAGGAAGGCGACGGAUGCGGGUGUUGUGGGAAAUGAGGAUACGUUGACGUAG